AUGAGCACGGCUGAGGUUGUGAGACGGCAGCGGAGGCCGGUGACAUACACGGCGCCGCACAGAGAGCACGAUUUGAAGCACGUGGGAGGAGUGAACGCGAUUGAGAUCGAGAACACGAACGUUCUGCACACCGGUGGGAGAGAUGGGACGGUUCGCACGUGGGAUCUGUCAAUGGGGAUGCCGAAGUGCGUCGCCACUCGGGAGGGACACGGCGGCUGGGUGACUGACCUUGCCCUCGUGACGCCGACGCUCUUGGCGAGUGCGUCGAGCGAUCACACGGUGAGGUUGUGGAAAACUGAUCGAACGGCUGAGGAAGCGUCGACGAGCGAGAGUGGGAGCGUCGUGGCGGUACUCCAGGGACACAGCGAUCACGUCAUGGGGUUGGCCAGAGCGUCCGACGAGGGAGUGAACGUCGGCAAGUUUGCCUCCGGUGGGCUUAACAGGGAGAUUUUCUUAUGGGACAUCGAGAGAUGUUGCGCGAUCAACAUCUCACCGUCGUAUCUCAGCGUGAAAAACGACCAGUGCGUCACCCCACUCACCGGGUCGAAGGAGUCAAUUUACGCCCUCGCGAUGGAUGGGACUGGAAACGUCUUGGUGUCGGGCGGCACAGAGCUGGCACUUCGCGUGUGGGACACGCGGAGCGCGCAAAAGCAAGGCAAGCUAAAGGGACACUCCGAUAACGUGCGCGCGAUCGUCGUCGACGGGACAGGGAGGAAGUGCGUGACGGCGUCAAGCGAUAGAACAAUUCGACUCUGGGAUAUUGGUGAGCAGCGCUGCGUGCAAACGUUCGCCGGGAUGCACACUGGAUCAAUCUGGGCGCUCGCGGCGAACAGUGAGUUCUCGCGCGUUUACUCGGGUGGGAGCGAUUCCCGCAUCUGCUCUACAUCCUUGAGAGAUAGGAGGAGUAACCUCAUCGCCGCGGACUCCGCCGCGGUGCUUAAGCUUUGUCUUGACGAGACGCAUAGCAAUAAUCACUCCGACGGCGAUCUCUGGACCGCGACGGCGUCGCGUUCGAUGAAGCGUUGGUCUGCAAACGUUCCGAACGAUGAACACAACAUGAAGUCGACGACGAUGUCCUCCACGGCGAGCUUAUCGCGGCACCCUGGAGUGUGGUUUGAAGUUGGAUCGAGUCCGAGUACUGGACAGUGGCACGGACUAGGGACGCCGAGGAAGAUGGACAACUGGGGAGAUACGACGGCCGCCUCGACGAUGGCGUCAACCACGCAACUCGCACCCACGAUGGAGAUCCAUGGUGCGAGUCCGAUCGUUCGCCACGCGGUGCUGCACAACAAGAGACAGAUUCUUUCACAAGACUCUGUGGGUUCGAUUUCCCUGUGGGAUGUUGCGACUGGACGAAUCGUACAGAAUUUCGACGGUGUCUCCGGAGGUUCCGACUUUGACGAGUUAUUACAAUCCGAGACGUGGAAUCCAAACGUUGGCAUCCCAUCUUGGUUCACUGUCAACGCGAGAAGCGGAUCACUCGAGAUCACGCUCGCGCCGAGCUCGGCGUUUCAGGCAGAGGCAUACGCGACAGAUCUCGGAAUAGCCAACGCCAGCGUCGAGGAACGCAGAAAUCUUGGCGUCGAAAUCAUUCGUCUUCUCAUGGAUGACUGGGCCGAGAAAUUCGGUUGCACGCGAACGCAGCGGCGGGCGUUCAUCGACCCACUCCCGAGCUCGUCGUCCAUACUCUUCUCCCAUCCGAUCAGCGGCAACGGACGGGUGUGCGUCAAGGCAAGCGAUCUCGUGGGUAAUCCCGAGGAGCGAGAAGCAUUACCCAAGUGGUUCGUCGACCAUGCGCUCAAUCAAGCUCCCGAGCCAGAGUCACCGAAGAUUCCAUUCACCCUCGUCCCCGCGAAGAAUGUCCAUCCGAGCGAGUACGAGAUCGACGUCGCGGACGUCACCCCGAGCUCCGUCAUGGGACCGAAGAUUUUAGGCACACAGAAGAUCACCGAUUAUGUCGCUCAUAAUGUGAAGAGGGACGCGAGCGCGAUAGAGCUCGUGUGCGCUGGCGUCGUCAUCACCGGGACCGCGUUCGAGCGCACGCUCGCGGGCAUUCACGCGCAAGUCUGGAAGACGUCCCCCCCGGUCGUGAUCGAGUAUCGCGUGAAGAAACGGUGA
This is a messenger RNA of Ostreococcus tauri, 2118 nucleotides long. Its product is annotated as G-protein beta WD-40 repeat. The transcript has a single exon. Gene Ontology annotation, molecular function: ubiquitin binding. The coding region runs from base 1 to 2118 and encodes 705 amino acids. The record is from RefSeq and is a predicted model, not a curated record. Gene Ontology annotation, biological process: protein deubiquitination; double-strand break repair via homologous recombination. NCBI's taxonomy places the organism in Eukaryota, Viridiplantae, Chlorophyta, Mamiellophyceae, Mamiellales, Bathycoccaceae.